AUGACAAACCAACAAAAGCCAGCUACCAGGCUGGGCCAACAAGGCGACUCGGUAGCCUUCCGCAGUUCUUCUCCAGCGAAAGUGUCCCGAAGGAAUACGCCCGUCAUACUAGACGAUGCUGCCUCCGCACAGUCUGCCAGAAAGGAAGAGGAAAACAUGGAGCGGAAACGAGACGCCGUAAGACAGGCCAUAUUUCAGGAAGCCUCGGACGAGGCUUUAAACAUUCCCCUCGGUUACCUGAAGGUUGCAGUAAAAAUCAUUCGAUGGGACGAAAGUAUUGACGAUUUCAAGGGUCACACUGAGGAGAUUGAGCGACUUCAGCGGAUAUUCGUGGAAUGUUUCGGCUACGAGUGCUCCGUACACUCCAUUGAGGAUAACAAACGUCCACAGCUCGACAUUAACAAAGCGAUAUUGGAUCAUGUUCAUGCGCACGACGACCCAAAUAAUUUACUGAUCAUCUACUACACGGGCCACGGCUCCAGAGAUGAGGAAGGGGGAUAUCUAGAGCUGUCGGCAAAAGAAGACCCCUCGCAUAUUAGAGCGUCCCGACGACACAUGGCGAAAGCAAGCUGGCGCAAAGCGGAGUUGCCAGUUCUGAACGAUAUGGAGGGCGACGCACUUGUCAUAUUGGAUUGCUGUAUGGCGAGUGUAGCAGCCCUCAAGUGCCGAAACGUAGGGUCACGGAUCUACCAAUUGCUAGCGGCCUCAGCGGAAGAGUCUUUCACAUCUGGUCCAGGACCAAAAUCUUUCACGACCGCGCUCUGCAACUCUUUGGAAGAAUUGCUGGCCGAGAAGAGAGGGCCUUUUCUGUUAACACAGCUCUGCGAAAAGAUAAACGAGAAACGAAAGAAGCAGCCAUGUCUAACAUGGGAUCGACUACGGAGCUACAAGCGAACCGUGCAACUCGGGCCUCUACACCAGCAUCAGACCCAGGAACGUAAGGCUGCUUUCCAAAAGGAUGCUCCGGAGAGAGCGUCGAUCAAUCUUCGGUUAUCGCUCAAGGUCGAAGAUCUCGAUGAGAACCAGAUCAGAUAUGUUGCACAAGAGAUACCUCGCAUCUGCCGCGAGGUCAAGGUGGACAUUCGACGUAUAUACUGGGAAGGAAUGACAACUAAAAAGCGAACUAUGAGCAGUAUCAUAGAGGCCGAUAGCGAGGACGCUUUCAAAGUGCCAAUAGAUGACCGAGGUGAGGAUGGGAUCGGGCGUCCUCGUCCGAUGAUAUUUGAGGCUGCUGUACACAGUGUCAACAGAGCUUACAGAGUUCGGAAUGCCUUCAGGAGGAUGCAGGACAAUCGUCGACCAACAUGUGAACGUGAGAAUGGAGUAUUCCAGCUCUUUGCCAGAACAUUAAUGACGGGUUCCAUGGCUCUAGCGUUUGCAUUGGUAGGCGCAUUGGUCUUCACCGAAACAAAAGAGAGAUGCAUCUUGUUCGGAGCUGGUGUAGCUAUGGUGGUGGCGUAUCAGAUGCAGCAGCUUGAGCAGUCUCUACAAGGGGAUCGACGACGCCGUGGUCUCCGUUAA
This is a messenger RNA of Alternaria arborescens, 1521 nucleotides long. RefSeq lists its product as hypothetical. NCBI's taxonomy places the organism in Eukaryota, Fungi, Ascomycota, Dothideomycetes, Pleosporales, Pleosporaceae. Bases 1 to 1521 code for a protein of 506 amino acids. Gene Ontology annotation, biological process: proteolysis. The record is from RefSeq and is a predicted model, not a curated record. The transcript is spliced from 3 exons. Gene Ontology annotation, molecular function: cysteine-type endopeptidase activity.